AAUUCGAGGGUUAAUUAAGACCUCUGGUCGCGCGUGGUUAGUGUCCGAGAUCGGACGGCGUUCCCCAACUCGGCUGCUUGUUCAUCUGUUUAUAUGUUUAUCUAUUCUGGCCAAUCGCCUCGAGUCGGACCCUCGUUUCGUCCGGAUUCAACUCGGACCGACGACGGCCUGGCGGCGACCACGAGCAACGCAAUAAACUCUACUUUCAAACGGUGGCAAACCGAGCUUGGUGUAAUUACUGGUAUAUAGAUGUAUAUAGGUGCGCGUACAUACCGCGUUGCGCCGUCGAGAGAGACGGAGAGAGCGAGAGAGAGAGAAAGAGCGAGCGGCCCGUCGAGGAGUAAUUGGGGGAUAAGCGCGAUUGGCCCAAGUGCAAGGGGUGCUGGGCAAUUGGUCGUUCGGCGGGUAUGCCAUGUAUAUAGGGAGAGGGGGAGAGAAACGAUCGGCCGGGUCAAAUGCACCACGAAUUAAUCAAACCUUGGUGAAAUUGGAUGAGAGAAAAAAAAAACAAAAAAAAAAAUAAAAUAAACUAGCUUCACAUACGUUUGUAGUUAUAGUUCUUAGUUUUCAAUUAUUGUUAAAACUGACAUGACAUUCGUUUCCAUGCGAACGGAAUAAACAAAUUUACAGGAAAAGAAGGGGUGACAAAUGAUUAACUAUUCCGACUUUCUGGCCGUCGCAGUGGCUUCCGAACUGUACCGUGCACAUACGUUAUCUCAACUCCGAGAUCGGAAAGGCGAGGAACGCGAGACUAUUCCUGCUGACAUUACGAAGCUGCAACCUGAUUCUAUCGUCAGUGAUUCAACGCGACGCUCUACGAUGGCUUCGGUGAUGAUGGGUCUGCGACGAAGAGUGCCCGUGAACAACGGUUGCUCGACAACGAACGGCGGCAUAUCCUCGGCCUCAACAUCCUCCAACAAGCGCUCGAGGACGGAGAACAACAACAGUCCGUCCCAUGGGAAUCUGAACUCGUUAACGGGCGGGCAGGGCGAACCUCCGGCGAAGAAGUCGCGCUCGACGGGUUCCGGAUCGACGAGGAACUCUGCUCCCGGGGCCUCCGAGGCCUUGGGGACCAAGAGCCGUGGCGGCUCGGGGCGUGGAGGGUCCGUCUCGAAGAGCGAGGGCCCCUCGAAGGCCGCGGGCCAAUCGGGCCCCGCGAAUUGGCCCGUGCCCAGAUCGAGCUUCUCGUCUGUAGCGGCGCUGCCUCUGGCUACGGGACAGCCGACGAUGAGCGGCGGCGGUAAUUCCUCCUCGUCUUCUCUCGGCGCCGGAAGCGCCAUUCCGUACAUGACACCGUCGGUGACGCCGUCCGUUGCUACGUUCGUUGGCAACGCGACGAAUUUGAACAAAAACACCGCAGUGUCGUAUCUCGAUAUCUCGAACAUGACCAGCGCCGGCGGUGGCAGCAUCGGAUCAACGGCCAACGCGGCAUUCGCCAGUCCAAACAACGCUCACUCGCCGGCCAAGAACGCAAGCGGCAUAUUCAGGGUCGGUAUAGGCAAGGAAGGGCCCGCUAAGAAGUUCCAGAACGAUACCAUGUUCAACGCCUAUCAGCCUUGGGUCAUCAAGACCUACGGCGAUCUCGCAAAGACCAAAACUAUCACGAUUAAAAAGUACGCCAGGAUUCUUCGCACUCUCAGAGGCGAGGAGGCCAACAGCGCGGAAAAUAGCAAGUUCAGGUUCUGGGUCAAGAGCAAGGGCUUUCACAUCGGACAGCCCGAUGGAUACGAUGCCAAACCUGCCGACAGGAUCGUUGGCAGACACGCCGUCACCAGUCCGGGACUUGAUCCACCUCUCUACGUUCCCACCCAGCCACCUCAUAACAAGGCCUUGAAUGGGGCUGAAGGUACGGUACCGCCUGGACGAGUUUACAAGAAGGUAGCGAUCGUCGAGAAUUUCUUCGACAUCAUUCACGCAGUGCACGUCGACCUGGAGGGUCGCCCUGGAAAACAUGCUGGCCAAAAGCGCACGUACCGGACGAUCACCGAAACUUACGCGUUUCUGCCCCGCGAAGCUGUGACCAGAUUUCUCCUCGGAUGUACGGAGUGCCAACGACGCCCCAGGACGCCGAGCCCGACAAAUCUCUCCGCCCAGUCGCAGACGACGCCCUUGGCGACGUCCGCGACGCCACCGAGUCCGACGCCCGCCACCGCCCUAUCAGCGUCUCCGGUCCAGACGAGCCAAAGACCCAGGGAAGCGAGCCACGCCCCGGAAGGGAAAAGUCUAUUCAAUUACAGGCACCCGAAGCACCCGAAGGACAAGCCGGAGCAGGAUACGAGCGCUGCUGGGAGGACCGGCGUCAAGGACAAGGAGGAGAAGUACAAUCCGCUGAGUAUCUCGAACCUCCUCAAGAAGGAUCCUCCGGUCGUCGGGUUCCCCACCGCUACCACGAUCACGACCACGACCACGUCGACGGAGAGCCUCGCCGAGUCCCGGCGAACCCCGGAGUCCGACAGAGCGAGUUCCCGGAGCUCGGCGUCCUCGAAGAGGCGGCGGAUGCUUCCGGAGGGUCGGACGCCGUCCCCGCCGCCCUCGGCGCCCUUGGCGCGACCUUGGAGUCCUAGUAUCGACCCGAAGGACACCCCCAUCGACUACAGCCUGCCCAUCACCACCACCUACUUGAAGCACCAGCAGAGGCUACUCGCCGAGAAGACCAAGCUCGCCUCGAAGACGGUCGAAGGACCGGCCGAGGACGACGCUCAGGUAGCGAAUAACGUCGACACCGAAGCGCUGGAGAGGGAGAGGUUCUCCCCGGCUGCCGGGCUCAUCGACACCAACCUCAACCUCCUCGCCACCAUUCAACAUCUUCACUGCCAGGUGAUGCUUGCUCUUACCGAGAGGCUCAGACCCGCCGUUGUCCCUUCCUCCCUCGCCCUGCCGCAGGCAUCCUCGAUACUCGCAUCCUCGAUGCUGCAUCCCGGGAUCUCGAUUCCUUCUAUCAUAAACCAAAAUCAUUCCUGAGUUUGCCUUCAAGUCACACCCUACGGUUAAUUCGACGGAGAGGUUCUGAAUCAGUGUAUUCCGGUACCUGCUUCGGAUCGUUUCCUUUUUUUCUUUGUAAAUUUCAGGACAGAAGGUUUCUCCCUUUAGCGAGUUUCUCGAUCGUAUCCUUCAUCAUAGGUUGAAUUUCGCAUCUGGUAUAGUGUAACAAUUAUAUGCACAACGUGUCAAGUUUUAAUUUACUUAUAAAAAUCUCACACCGCAAGGAAGUGUUAAUAAUUGUAACUCUUUUCUAGUACCUACCGAGAAGUAUAGGUUUUAAUUCCCGUGGCAUUUGUUAUAUCCGUGUUCACGAUCAUUAGGAAAAACUAUGAGGGCUUGAGUCUGGAGUUUUUAACUUUCGUAGAAGAGGAGCUAUUGUUUCUCUACCAUACGUUUAAUUUACGUUGUCAAUUCUAUCUGUCUCUCUAGGAGGUAACUCAAAUCCCAUUUGACACAGUUUUUUGGUACUAUCAUCAAUUCGCAUCUUGGUCGCGACGCAAUUCGAGACACGUGAAAUGAUAUGGUAGUAAUAUGAUAAUUUCUCGUUCUCACACGUUGAUGGGCAUUAAAAUGCAGUGGAACCGGUUAAUAGGUGUUCGUCGUUCAAUGAUAUCUUCGACACAAGUGUAGUAUUCCUGUUUUUAGUUUAUAAUGAAAAUAUUCUCCACGUACAGAAAGUUACGACGAAUGAUCUGCGUUACUUUGCAUCUAGGGUAGGACAUAAGUUAUGAAACGUCUCAAGCAAGGUUUUGAAUAUCACUGAAAAAAUCUUAGACACUCGAAUGGGUUUCGAAAGCUUCUUGUCCGCACAGUUCACUAACUGCAAAAGUUGAGAGAUCCGGAAAAAGCCCACGCGCGAAAUAUUGAAUGGAGGGGAUACGGUUUUAUUCGUGAAAUAGAAGAAAACAAGAUAGUGAAACCAAAAAAAAAAAAAAAAAGCAAACAAAACAAAAAAGAAAAAACUUAUUGAAUGUAUAAAAUACUAGUUUUCUGAAUCUUUAAUAAUAAUUAUAUUCUCGUUACGUUUAGUGAGAAAGCAUGCUGGUUUUCAACUCCAUCUCUAUACAUAUAAUAUACUUAUGUCGUCGUAUCUACCUAUAUAUUUCGAUGUGUUAUAGGACAGACCUUAUUUUAGGGCUGAAUUAAUUCUUUCAAAUACUACGUAUAAUACGCCUCAAAAAUAACGAAAAAAAUUACAAAAAAACAAAAAACAAUCUUCAUUCUUGUCGUGUCUCUUUGCUAGAGGAAGUAGCUUAUCUGUAUAUUAUAUGACAUAUAAUACCAGCCUUAAUUAACAAUAAUAAUUAACAAUAGUAUAGCCAUAGAGAUUGUAACUAAAAUUGCGAUAAAAGUUUAUUCGCGAUGUUGUCUAUAUAAUAUAUAUGUUAGAGAGUUUAGAUUUGGCAAACGUUAAACGUGAAAAAAUGUCUUUAAAUUAUAUAUAAAUAUAAUAUUAUAGUAAAAACCCUAUGCAAAGCACACACAUUUCAAUUUUGUAAAUAUAACACUGUUGUAACAUAGUGUGGAUUUCUAAGGUUAUAUAAUAUGUUAUUAUAUUACUAUUAUCACGAUUAUUAUUGCUAUUAUUAUUAUUAUUUUUAUUAUUAUUACUAUU
Messenger RNA from Neodiprion virginianus, 4597 nucleotides. RefSeq lists its product as uncharacterized. The record is from RefSeq and is a predicted model, not a curated record. The transcript has 5 exons. The coding region runs from base 649 to 2961 and encodes 770 amino acids. NCBI's taxonomy places the organism in Eukaryota, Metazoa, Arthropoda, Insecta, Hymenoptera, Diprionidae.